Triticum turgidum subsp. durum (durum wheat) is the source of this 573-nucleotide messenger RNA. The record is from the annotation of a GenBank genome assembly. NCBI's taxonomy places the organism in Eukaryota, Viridiplantae, Streptophyta, Magnoliopsida, Poales, Poaceae.
AUGUUUAAGAAUACAUUCCAGUCUGGGUUUCUAUCGAUUCUCUACAGCCUUGGGACCAAGCCGUUGCAGAUAUGGGACAAGGAAGUUGUUGAUGGGCACAUUAAAAGACCCCAGGAUGAAGAUAUUAAGUCUAACGUUCUUGAAAUUGUUGGAACAAAUGUGCAAUCAACGUAUAUCACUUGCCCAGCUGACCCUGCUGCCACUCUUGGAAUUAAGCUUCCAUUUCUUGCCCUCGUUGUGAAGAAUCUUAAAAAAUACUUCACAUUUGAGGUCCAAGUUUUGGAUGACAAGAAUGUUCGCCGACGAUUCCGAGCAUCAAAUUUUCAAUCUGUCACAAGGGUAAAGCCAUACAUAUGCACGAUGCCUUUGAAGCUUGACGAUGGCUGGAACAACAUCCAGUUGAAUCUCUUGGACCUGACAAAAAGAGCCUAUGGCACAAACUACGUCGAGACGCUCCGCGUGCAAGUCCAUGCAAACUGCCGGCUCCGUAGGGUCUACUUCUCCGACCGCCUCUACUCGGAAGAGGAGCUGCCGGCCGAGUUCAAGCUCUACCUUCCAAUUCAGAAAUCAUAG